AUGGACAUUCAGCGAGGCUCUCGCCGGGCCCGUCAUGUCGCCGCCAACACGGCGGCCAACCAAGCGGCCCAGGCCCAGCAACACACGUCGCCAACACCGGACGACGGCCUCCGCCCAGGUCAUUUGCGCCCCGCGCCGCCGCGGUCGCGCGACCUGCACAGGACGCCGGACCAGCGGCACCCAGAGAGCGACGACGAGCACGAGAUGCCCACCGUGGCGCCUCGCGUGAAUCCGUUUCGAUUACAUCGAUCGCAGCCGCAUCACCCCAUGCCGCGACAGCACCUCGGGCAGAUCCGCAUCACCGAUGGUGGCGCCCUCCUACGACGGUCCAGCUCCCCCGUGCCCAGCGAGUCGCCCGUGGCGCAGGGUGAAAACCACGACGCCUUCGUGGACCGGCUGGAACGCGAGGGUAGCAGCGUGCUGCACCAGGUGCGGCAGCUCUCGGCGCGCGUGACGGCACGGUCCGCAGGAUGGCGCUCGCGGUUUGGCGGCAGCGUGCGGAGACACCGUCGUCGCAGCAGCAGCACGCCGCCGCCACCGCCGCCGCCGUCGGGCGAGGAGCCGAACGUGAACCUCAACGAGGAGUUGAGCAUGGAGAUUGAAGACUACGAGGAAAUGAGCACGGAGAUUGAAGAGUUCGCCGACACUGACCAGACGGACAACGCAGCGACGAGAGGCACGACGACGCCACGACUGAGCAUGCCCUUGGGCUCUGAAGAUGACGACAGCUCCGGCUCGGACCCGGAUCUCAGCGUGCUUGCCAUAGCUAGGGGCGGUGGCCGCGCGGGUGCCGUUGCCGCACAGGGAGCGGCAGGGGGGAACACGCGGGAAGAGCAAAUGCUGCUGCUGCAGCAGGCCGAGACCCUGGCAUACGAGGACGAGGUCAUGUCGCAGGAGCAGUACGAGGCGGAGGAGACGAGCAUUGAGGAGCAGGUAGAGGAGGAAGAAGAACAGGAGGACGAAGAGGAGGAAGAGGAAGAGCAGGAGGUGCUUGUGGACCCAGCUUCAAUUGGACUCAAGGAGAUCUCCAAUCUUGGGAAGUUUACGGUCAGCAGCCACAAACCUGGCAACGGCGUACAUGAGCUCCGAAGCGACGAUUUGAAGCUUUACUGGCAGUCGGACGGCCCGCAGCCGCACAAGCUCACCGUGUACUUUAUCAAGCGCGUGGGGAUCCGAGUGAUUCGAUUCUUUGUCGACUACCAGGAGGACGAGUCGUACACGCCGACCAAGAUUGUGUUCAGGUCGGGCACGAGCGAGAACAACAUGAUUCCCUUUGCGACCAUGACCAUGGAAAACCCUUACGGCUGGCAAGAUGUGCCCAUAAGCGGGGCGGGCGGAGAGCCGGACGGCAACACGCUCGUGUCGUAUGUGCUGCAGAUGGAGAUUUUGGAAAAUCACCAAAACGGCAAGGACACGCACCUGCGCGGCAUCAAGAUUUAUGCGUUUGACCCGGACUCGGGCCAGCAGGCGGGCGGGCAUCAGAGGGCGCGGCGCGAGGAGGACGACGAGGCGAGCGGUCGAAAGGGAGCAGCAGGGACGAGUGGUGACAGGCUGAGUGAUGUGGCGAGGAUAUUGGCAGAGUCGAGGGUGCAUGCGGGAGAGGGCGCGUUUUCAGCGACGGAUUUCCUGAGGGAGCCUGAGCUGCGGUAG
Messenger RNA from Cordyceps militaris CM01, 1650 nucleotides. Its product is annotated as anaphase promoting complex subunit 10. The transcript is spliced from 3 exons. Lineage: Eukaryota; Fungi; Ascomycota; Sordariomycetes; Hypocreales; Cordycipitaceae. The coding region runs from base 1 to 1650 and encodes 549 amino acids. Gene Ontology annotation, biological process: anaphase-promoting complex-dependent catabolic process; protein K11-linked ubiquitination. The record is from RefSeq and is a predicted model, not a curated record. Gene Ontology annotation, cellular component: anaphase-promoting complex.